GUGCGACUCUUGGUAUGCAAAAUAGCAAAUUUCAACCACCUAGAACGUUCAAAUAGUGAACCAAUCAUUCGGAGCACAGAAUUAAGCGCACACCUGGGCGGGCAGGAUGAAGGGUCGUGUGAAAAUUACCAGCUCCAACCGGCCACAAAGCAACAUGGCCAGCAGUAAAAGUUGCUAUCCGACGCUCGAUUGGAACCGGAAUCGCAAUGGCUGCCUGGCGGUACUGUUCUGUGUGAUUUGUUUUUCCAUUCUGAUGUGCCUUGUGUUGGCUGACAUUUUUACGAAAGCGGACGACAGUGAAUCCACCACCACGACAAUGAUGCCACGAGCUGGGAAAGUGUAUCCACUGCUCGUCGUGGAUGCUUACGACGAUGCGGUGCGAUGUAAAAUGAUAUCCCUAUGCUUCAUCGAGUGCUCCUACGUCAAUGUGAUCAACAUAUCGACGGAAGUGCAAGAGCUGGCCAAGGUUUACUCCUGCUCCACCUUUGGUUUGAACGUCAUCGGCCUGAAGACGGCCGAGGAUGUGCUGCGCAGAAAUUGGCUCCAGCUCGAUCUUGACCUUGAGAUUGCGUCACUGCUGCUGAUCAACUCCAACAUCGCCACCAUCGAGCCGGAAUCGUUCGACGCGGGCCCAAUGUUCGGCAUGACCGUACUAACCCUGCAAUCGCUCAUGAUCGACCACCUGCCGACGGGCAUAUUUUUAGGGCUGCAAAGCCUGAAGGAGCUAAACCUGCUCAACCUGCCGCUGCGCCAGAUCGACCCGUACGUGCUCAGCCCGAUGAAGUACUCGCUGACGCGCCUCACCAUCGAGAGCAGCCUGGACGGGAUUGGGCCGAAAAAUCUGACCGGCUCGGCGACGCUCCCACGCCUCGAGAUACUUUCACUCGAGUACAACUCGUUCGACGACACGCUCCGGCAGGGCACUUUCGCUAAUCUGCCCUCGCUCACCAGCCUGUACCUGCGCAGCUCGCACAUCACGUCGCUGGAGGUGGGAGUUUUCCACGACAUCUGCAGCAGCGUCAAGCAGAUCCAUCUGAUCGGCAACAAGCUGACGAGUGUUAGCCCGGGCACGUUCGAUUGUUUGCGCGGUACGGAGGCGAAGAUAUAUUUGAAAGAUAAUCCCUGGUAUUGUGACUGCUCGCUGCAAUAUCUGCAGGAGUUGCUGGUAAACAGCAACUUGGUGCUGGACCAGCCUGUUUGUGACGGUCCAGUUGACUUGAGGGGAGCGCUGGUACGUAACGCUUUGCUGUGUCCGGUGUCUACUUCAUCGAUUAUACCGUCGGGUGAACUAACGACCGAAACAACGACGGAACUGUCUACUACGGUAGCUCCUAGCUCAAGUACGUCAACCAGCGUCUCAACAACGGCCCUACAGACGACAACGGAGGAAGAUACGACGGCAAUAGCAACGAGUAGCACAGAUGAGGAGACUUCAUCGGCGUAUGAAACCACAACGGAGGAUCAAUCGACGGUGGAUGACUCCACAACAACGGACACUACUGAAUACACAACCUCCUCCUCUUCCAUAACUACUUCUGUCAGCGACACAACGCCUGAACUUAGUACGGAAACUACUUCAGAACUCACCACUUCCACAGAACUCACCACUUCCACAGAGCUCACCACUUCCACAGAGCUCACCACUUCCACGGAAUCCACCACUUCCACCUCUACAUUCACCACCACUACGGAGGCUACUACACCGGAAACAACGUCCACCACUAAUGCCUACGAUACCACAACGCCCGAAACGGAUCCUACCACUACUGAAUCCUCCCCGGUCACUACAACUACCACUCCAGAAGUGACCACAACCGACAGUACCUCACCGGAACACACCACUACCGAUGGACAUGCGACCACAUCGACCACCUACCAUCCCGUCCCUACGGUGCUACCCAACUUUGUGCAACUCCAGUGCGAAAGUACGGCCAAUCCGCUAUCCGUGGAGAUUAGUUCUGAGAAGGCUCGCCAGCGCCUGAUACGUUCGACCGACUUUGGGACCAUCUCCCUCAACGUGGCCACCCGUACGAAGCUGUUCACCAUCUCCGAAGCGCAGGAAGGCGUCGUGGAGCUGCUGUUUGACAAGACGACAUAUGGAGCGGUGCUCUGGUUCCAUGAUACCUCCACACUAGCGUCUGUGUUUUCCACAAACAUCGAGAGUAGCGCCCACUGCCAGACGCUCAGCAGUCAGCAGGUGCGCAUCGUGAACUUGGUGCCAGACAAGAACUACCUCUUCUGUGCGUUUAGUCUGCACGAGGUGAUGGUGUCACCGUUUAACUGUCUGCCCUAUCGGUUGCUGCCGGUGUACGGUCAGCGAGCCUGGCUGGUGGAGGAUCAAAAGAUCAUGAUGAUCAGCAUCAUCAUAUCGUCCAUUCUGGUUGCCCUGCUGACGGGUGUGCUGGUGACGUACUGCUUCUUCAAAAGCAUGUCCCUGUAUCAGUCAACACGGUUCUCUUUCGUUACAGACUCCAAAGCGUCGGUCCUGCCGGUGGAGAACAAUACCGUGAAGAACACGUACAUGUCACCGAUGCCACCGAAGAAGCCACUUACGCCCGAAAGGCCAAACAUCCAGCGCAGUGUGUCGGACACGAGCAUCGAGAGCGGGCGCAGCUACGUGUCGGCCGUCGUGCCCACCACCCAGUUCCAGUACAUCUCCUGGAAGAUGGAGAACCGCUCGCGGCCCUCGCUCGAGUUCUACCCGAACGAGCCGCCGCCGCCGCCCCUGCCGCCCCAUCCGAGCAAGCGGCUCAAGAAGCAAAAGUCCGAGAUUAAGCUAAACUUUGCCCAGCAGCAGCAGCAGCAGCAGGCCAUCUACGACGAGCCGGCUGGGACGAGUUACAUGGGACGGAGCGCCGGUACGCUUCAUCAGUCACUGCGCAGCAAUCGGCACCGAUCGUCCUGUGGCGGAGUGAUCCACUGAGAGCCCGUGCAUGGCCACCGCCACUUACCGAUAAUUGUCUGCAUGUGUGUGUGUAUUUGUGUGUGUAUGUUUAUGGAGCAACUUAAAUAAAUGAUACGGAUACGGGACAGACAACUAGUCUGGUAGAAUAGUUCGCGUUUGGACAGUCGCCGGUUCGCCGCUCCCCGUAGGCGCAUUGCCAAAACCUCUACACCAGAGUUGCAUUAGUUUCGUUGCAAGAGCUUUAGCGUAUCCAUGCGGUCUUGCUGCCAAGUUGAGGGCCGUCUGUAAAUGUCCCAUUACCGAGGGUGUAUCUUCAUUUAGACCUGAUCCACAU
Messenger RNA from Anopheles merus, 3239 nucleotides. RefSeq lists its product as uncharacterized. The transcript has 6 exons. Bases 107 to 2923 code for a protein of 938 amino acids. Gene Ontology annotation, molecular function: protein binding. The record is from RefSeq and is a predicted model, not a curated record. Lineage: Eukaryota; Metazoa; Arthropoda; Insecta; Diptera; Culicidae.